Molecule: messenger RNA, 1383 nt
Organism: Eruca vesicaria subsp. sativa (arugula)
Lineage: Eukaryota; Viridiplantae; Streptophyta; Magnoliopsida; Brassicales; Brassicaceae
Source: the annotation of a GenBank genome assembly
AUGGGAUUCAAACGCCCUUUCGAUGAUGAGAAGUUUCAUGAGCUCCCGUUCAAACAUUCUAGACAGCUUGGCUUUAGUGAUAAGUCGACGCAGUUUGAAGAGUUUAUUCCACGACAUGCUGUUUCGCAGAAACCUCUUGCCACGGUGAACGAGGUAGAUCUCUUACAACCUCAAGGAGAUGAAACCUUUGAUGAAGAAUCCAGUUUUGUUUACUAUGGCCAUGGCAUGGAUGGUUGUUUUGAUCCGGUCAUGAAAGAUUUCCACGGAAAAGACUCAGCUCACACUCCUCAUUCUACAAGCUAUUUUGAGCUCGGUCUUGUCCCUCCAAGACCAUGUUCUCCUGUUGAGACUUUGUAUUCUUUCCUCUUGGAUCAGCCUGCUAGAAAGCAAGUGCCCAUCGGACCAGAUCAUCAAGCCAUGAUUCCUGAAUUUGAAGGUUGUCAUGGGAGCCUAGAAGCUUCAGACACGUCGAAGCUAUCUGGUACAUGUGUGGUUCCCUUGCCGGUUUUGGAUUUGCCUGAAAAUGUGGAUGGUAUCAUAGGGAAGGGUAGAGAGUCCUGUGUCUGUCAUGACAGGGGUUCUAUAAGGUGUGUGCGCCAGCACGUCAAAGAAGCUAGGGAAGAAUUGGUUAAGGUGCUUGGUUUUGAGAAAUUUAGAGAGCUGGGCUUCUGUGAAAUGGGAGAAGAGGUUGCAAAGAGAUGGAGCGACCAAGAUGCAAUACUUUUUCAUGAGGUUGUUUACUCCAAUCCUGUGACGUUAGGUCGGAACUUUUGGAGGCACUUGGAAGCUGCCUUCUUUUCCCGAACUAAUCACGAGAUUGUUAGCUACUACUUCAACGUUUUUGUCCUCAGACGAAGGGCCAUCCAGAACAGGUCUUUGAUACUGGACGUUGAUAGUGACGAUGAUGAAUGGCAUGGAGGUUAUGGAUGUUCUUUGGGUCCUCAAUACGUUGAGGAAGAUGAAGAAGAAGAAGAAUCUGCUAUUGAAUCUCCUCUUCAUCAAGGUACUGACAAGUUCAAUGAGAAAGUGCAUCCCUUCCAUGAAGAAGAAGGUGAAGAAGAUGUCAGUGUUAGUGACAAUGAUUAUGUGGAUACCAGAGAAGGUGGUGCUGAGCAUAUGGAUAGAUUGUCCGGGUGCAAUGAGGAGAGAAUGAACGUGGAAGAUGACUCAUAUACGACCUAUGAACUUGCACAUGAUGCGUUGAACUCUGUCUGGACGAACUGUACAAAGAAAGACGAGACAGGUAUUGAAGAGCAUGAGAAGAAGUCGAAGGAGUGCAGUGAUCCGAUGUACCCGAAAGUGUCAACAAAUGGCAAAGAUCUUCAACCAACACGGAGCAUUAUGGAGGAGAUAUUUGGCCAUGGAUCCUGGGGAAGCAAGUAA